Cotesia glomerata is the source of this 2844-nucleotide messenger RNA. It is a transcript of the gene l(2)37Cb, whose product is annotated as pre-mRNA-splicing factor ATP-dependent RNA helicase DHX16. The coding region runs from base 79 to 2745 and encodes 888 amino acids. Lineage: Eukaryota; Metazoa; Arthropoda; Insecta; Hymenoptera; Braconidae. The record is from RefSeq and is a predicted model, not a curated record. Gene Ontology annotation, molecular function: RNA binding; ATP binding. Gene Ontology annotation, cellular component: intracellular anatomical structure; catalytic step 2 spliceosome. The transcript is spliced from 4 exons.
UUAAUUAAAAAAAUAAAUAAAUUUAUAUUGCAAAGAAAAAAACAAGUUUUAAAUCAAAAAACAUUUUUAAAUAAAAAAAUGAGCAAGUACAGAAAAAGAGAGAAACAGUCCUCCGACGAAAGUGACUCGGAAGAAGAAACCCGGAGGGACAUCAAAGAACGUGACGAAUUCGCAGAACGUCUUCUUCGGAAAGAUGAAGCAAAGACGCGUAAAAUUGCGAUGCCUGCGGGCUCGACAGCAGAAGCUGCUAAACGGCUGAAGCUAAUGGAGACUGAGUCCCGCGACAAGCUUCUGCCAGAGCUCAGGAAAGCUUCGCGUCGGCAAUAUCUAGAAAAACGUAAAGCAGACAAAGUUGCCGAGUUGGAGGCCGACAUAAUCGACGACGAGUAUCUCUUCGACGAGGAAACGUUGACGGAGUCGGAGAAAAGGGCACUGGAGCACAAAAAGCAGUUACUGGUGCUGGCGAACGAGCAUGAAAAAGCGCGGAAUCUUGAGCGUGUCCAGAGGUACCAUAUGCCUGAGGCCAAAGGAAAGGGCGAGAAAGAUGACACGGUAGUCGAUCUCACCGAGAAUGAAGCUCCUAUUUCUGAGCAGAGUAGGUGGGAAUCCCAGCAGAUGGGUUCUGCUGUUUACAAAUUCGGAGCUAAGGACAAAAAGCGCACUGAGGACCAUGAGCUGCUGCUGGAUGAUGAAAUAGAGUUCAUCCAAGCGCUUCAGAUGCCUGGAUCUGACAGGAUCAAGAAAGAAGACGAGGAAGAAGCUAGCAAGACAGUCGAGAACAAUAAAUUACAGUCGAUUCAAGAAACUCAGCGGAGUUUGCCUAUUUAUCCUUUUAAGAGAGAACUCAUCGAGGCCAUAAAGGAGCACCAAGUGCUCAUUAUCGAGGGAGAAACAGGGUCUGGUAAAACUACGCAGAUCCCACAGUAUUUACAUGAAGCUGGGUUCACCAAAGGCGAUAAAAAGAUUGGAUGUACACAGCCCAGAAGAGUCGCUGCGAUGUCCGUUGCUGCAAGAGUCGCUCAUGAGAUGGCUGUCAAACUUGGCAACGAAGUCGGGUACGCCAUCAGGUUCGAGGAUUGUACAUCACAACGUACAAAAAUAAAAUACAUGACUGAUGGUACGAUGCACCGUGAGUUCCUCAGCGAUCCGACUCUUGACACUUACAGUGUCAUAAUAAUCGACGAGGCUCACGAGCGUACGCUACACACUGACAUCCUUUUUGGACUUGUCAAAGACAUAGCGCGUGAACGGAAAGACCUGAAGCUUCUCAUAUCAUCGGCAACGUUAGACGCCAAGAAGUUCAGCGAAUUUUUCGACGACGCUCCGAUAUUCCGGAUUCCUGGUCGACGCUAUAAAGUCGAUAUUUACUACACAAAAGCACCAGAGGCUGACUACAUUGAUGCUUGUGUUGUUUCGAUUUUACAGAUCCAUGCGACUCAGCCGCGUGGAGAUAUUCUAGUCUUUCUUACAGGUCAAGAUGAUAUUGAGACUUGUCAGGAAAUUCUUCAAGAAAGAACGAUGCGGCUCAAAAUGAGCGAGUUGAUUAUUACACCAGUUUACGCCAAUCUUCCCAGUGAAAUGCAGAUUAAAAUUUUCCAGCCGACACCACCUAAUUCUCGGAAGGUUGUUCUAGCUACUAAUAUUGCAGAGACGUCGCUGACGAUAGACAAUAUUGUUUAUGUUAUUGAUGUUGGGUAUGCGAAGCAGAAUCACUUCAAUGCGCGGACGGGAAUGGAGAGCUUGAUUACAGUUCCUAUCAGCAAGGCGUCGGCUAAUCAGCGCGCAGGAAGAGCUGGUAGAGUUGCUCCAGGAAAAUGCUUCCGGCUAUACACUGCUUGGGCUUAUCAACAUGAACUAGAGGACAAUACUAUCCCGGAGAUUCAAAGAAUAAAUCUUGGAAACGCAGUGUUGACUUUGAAAGCUCUGGGAAUUAACGACGUAGUAAAUUUCGACUAUUUAGACCCACCUCCGUCCGAAAUAUUGGUGCUUGCUUUGGAACAGCUGUACGCUCUGGGAGCAAUAAACCACAAGGGAGAGAUGACGAAGCUUGGUCGUAGGAUGGCAGAGUUUCCACUGGACCCGAUGAUGGCGAAGAUGCUGCUUGCGAGCGAGAAGUACAAAUGCUCCGAGGAAAUCGCUACGAUUGCGGCAAUGUUAUCAGUUACGGGAGCAGUUUUCUUCCGGCCUAAAGAUAAGAUAAUUUACGCGGAUACGGCGAAGAAAAAUUUCCAUGUACCUGGAGGUGAUCAUCUGACGCUUCUAAAUGUCUAUAACCAGUGGCAGCAAUCAGAGUUCAGUACUCAUUGGUGUUACGAGAAUUUUAUUCAGUACAAGUCGAUGAAAAGAGCUAGGGAUGUCAGAGAACAACUCGUAGGACUGAUGCAGCGAGUGGAGAUGGAUAUAAUUUCUGGGAUCUCCGACACUGUUGCUAUUAGAAAAUCUAUCACUGCUGGGUAUUUUUACCACGUUGCUAGACUGUCCAAAAGCGGAAAUUACAAGACAGUCAAGCACAAUCAGACUGUGUCUAUCCAUCCGAACAGUUCAUUAUUUCAGGAACUACCCAGGUGGAUUGUGUACCAUGAAUUGGUAGUCACAGCGAAGGAAUACAUGAGACAAGUGACGGAAAUCGAAAGUUCCUGGCUGGCCGAGGUCGCUCCUCACUAUUACAAGCCAAAAGAACUGGAAGAUUCCACCAAUAAAAAAAUGCCAAAAGUCGUUGGAAGAUCGGCGCCUGAUGGCACCUAAUUAUUUAUUAAAAAUGUUAUUUUUUUAUUUUAAUAAAUAAAUUUUGUACAUAGUUAACAUGUAAGAAGCACUAAAAUAAAUUUAAAUUUAAAAUAAUUA